GAGUUAGAUGAGAUCAAGAGUAGUACACACCUGAGCAUUUGAGACCCAGUUUGAGUGAGGACUUGAUUGUUUGGUAACCUUCUGCUGAUGGUGUAUUCUCUAUAAAGUCAGCUUGGAAUGAAUGGAGGCCUAAGGGUCCCAAGGUUAAUUCGUCUACUCUGCUGUGGUUUAAGUGUCAUAUUCCUAGAGUUAGCACUGUGAGUUGGCUUGCUUUCCAGAAUAGACUUAGCACCUUGGAUAGGAUGAUUAUGUUUGGUAUUAGUGUAUCUGCUACACGUGUAUUGUGUGAGGAGCAAAAUGAGGACCACAAUCACCUAUUUUUUGGCUGCUUUUUCUCUCAUCUUUGUCCACUACCAUUUACAAACUUGUGCUUACUUGCUCCAUCUUUUGUAUUUGGCAUGAAAGAAAUUACAGAAUUUUCCAAUCAAAAAAGUCUAAUGAGAAUUCUGUGCUGAGUAGGAUUAAAAAUCUGAUCAGACAUAGAUUGUUGUCUGUGAGCAAGUUUAAAGCUGAUCAGGCUAAUGAUUAGCAUAUAAAGGAGUGGUCACUUUCUCCUUCUAUUGUUCAAUCAAAUGGCUAAUGUUCUGUUUACAGGAUCUCUUUAUGGAGGUAGUUGGCAAAUCAUCCAUUUCUGUGGAAUUCUUUAAGUUGCUGUAGCUGGGCGCUCCUUUUUUAUGUCUCUGGCUGCCUUUCAUGGCUCUUAGUGGUGCUGCUGCUGUCAGUGUGUUGUUCAGAGUUUCCUGUUGUGGUACAUGGUGAGAGUCUUCUGUAAUGGUGCAUGGCAGUGUGCCUGCUGUCUGUGUGCUGAUGUUCUUGUGGCUGUCUCUUGUUGCUAGUAUUCAAGCUGGUUCUCUUUGUUUGCUGCAAUGCUGGGUUUGGUAGCUUUCUAAUUCAGUGAGCUGCUGUUUUUGUGGUGGUCCUUUAGGUUUUGGUUUUAGCAGUUUGUUGGUAGUUUUUUUGUUUUCUUCAGUUUUUGCUCUGCUGGGUGUUUUGUCUGUUUCUAUUAGGGCCAGGGGAAUUCCCCUUGUAUUUGUGUAAUCUUUUGUCUUUUAUUUUAUGACUUAUUCACCCAAAAAAAUGAAUAGGAAAGGUAUUGAUAAUUUUUUAAAGCAAUGGAUAGCAAUAUAAAAUCAUGGGCUAUCUUGGUUAGUUCACUUGGUGUGAAAAUCUUGUUUGCUAAAAGAUAUUGUUGCUACUGCAGAGUAGCCAAGAGAUGCUAAUAAACGGUAUUGAAACAUGGUCGCCGAAACUUACAGUCAAAAGGGCAGCGGUUGACUUUUCCUCACCCAACAUUGCUAAAGAAAUGCAUGUCGGCCACUUACGAUCUAGAAUUAUUGGAGACACUCUAGCCCCGCAUGCUAGAGUUUUCAAAUGUUGAGGUUCUUCGGAGAUACCAUGUUGGUGACUGGGGUACACAGUUUGGUAUGCUGAUUGAAUUUCUUUUCGAAAAAUUUCCAAACGUGGUGGCUGUCAAUGAUCAAGCUAUCGGAGAUCUCGUGGCAUUCUAUAAGGCAUCAAAACAAAGACUUGACAGUGAUCUUGAAUUUAAGAAGAGGGCACAACAAGCGGUGGUCAGUCUCCAGGGUGAGGAAGAGAAGUAUCGGAAGGCAUGGGCACAAAUCUGUGAAAUCAACCAAAGGGGAUAUCAAAGAGUUUAUCAACUUCUAGGAAUUAAAGAUAGAGAAGGUGCUUAACUGAUAUUUUUCUUUCUAACUAAUGACAACGUCAAACAUUGAUUUUGUUUUCCACACAAGUUUUUUGCUCCAUGGGGCCACUUAAAAAAGACACCAACUUUUGAUUUCAAUCUAUAGUGUGCAUGCUAAAAAUAGAACAUUCUUGGUUUAUGGUUCACAGCCCCUUGCCGCACCUAGUGUUUGUUUCAUCCAAUUCAAAUGUAUCUGCUUCAAGUCAUUAUUACUUUAUAUUUGACUCAUGUUAUCAGGUUGGCCAUUUUGUAUGACUACUUGAAUUGAUGCUAGAUUGAUAUAUAAGAUCACAAUUCUACAAACAUAAAACAUUGUUAUUUCAUCACCUUAGUUAUUGUAUAGCCAUAAUAAGUAACAGAUUACUUUAAAUUAAUGGGCACAAGAACUGUGGCAAGACUAGACUAUGAAUCUUAGUUGAAUUAUGUUAUUGCAUAUGCAAUGAGGACAUUAGUAUGGUACAGGCUUAUAGUAUGGGAGGCCAGAGGCCCAUAAAUGUAAUUUACCAUUGUUUAUUAUUUUUUAUUUUGGACUCAAGCAAAUUACUUAAUUCAAUAGAACUAGUAUUUUAUAUGCUAGUUUCAAUCAAGAAAAUUGAAAUUAAAGAUAUAGAUAGGUGAUGGGUGAUGGAUUUGAGGUGGCAUUUAGUGUUUUAGACAAUGAUUCUUUUACAA
Molecule: messenger RNA, 2377 nt
Organism: Camellia sinensis
Lineage: Eukaryota; Viridiplantae; Streptophyta; Magnoliopsida; Ericales; Theaceae
Source: RefSeq, a predicted model, not a curated record